Messenger RNA from Eremothecium gossypii ATCC 10895, 570 nucleotides. RefSeq names its product Pet20p (gene PET20). The coding region runs from base 1 to 570 and encodes 189 amino acids. The transcript has a single exon. NCBI's taxonomy places the organism in Eukaryota, Fungi, Ascomycota, Saccharomycetes, Saccharomycetales, Saccharomycetaceae. The record is from RefSeq and is marked provisional.
AUGUUUUGCGCUUGUCGUAGAAACAUACUCUCGAUUAGUCGAGCAAGAGUGCCGACUUUUGGGAGGAUCAGAUACCAGUCUUCGUUUACAUUCAAUGAUAACGCCUCUCUGCUUGCAGAGGAGCAAGCUGCGGAGGUUCAGAAUGGGACCGGCAAGAAUGCGCGCUCUGAAGGUGCAUCCGCCUCACCUGCGGCCAAAGUCACCGUUGAAGCAGGACGCCCUGAAGAGAGUAGACGGGCACGCAAGCGUGACUACUCAUGGUUCCCUGUCGCACCCAGCACACAGCAUCUCACAAAUGAGGACAUAGCACUAUCGAACCUGUUUUCCAGGCAGCGGCCAAUUACACCGACGCCCCGCGAGGAUGGCGUACAGCAUUUAAUUUUGGUGCUGGAGCUGCCGGACUUGCUACCUCGAAAGUCGGGGCUUGCGGGUCACACGCGGAGCUCAGAAUGGAACACUGUUCCGCCUGCAAUGUUGAAGGCGAUGGCCCGAUUCCGCCCUCCGCCCGGGACACGUAGAGGCGGGAGGCGCCGGCCGGUGCUACCGCCAACGCGUAAGCGUGAAGACUAA